CCACUGAGCAUGCUCGGCUCCUCCACAUCCGUCCGCGCUCGGCCGCCGCCAAGGCCGGGGGGAGGUUCCCCGUCGCUAAUAAGCCCCGUGCAGGUGGCGGAGGCGCGGGGCUCGCCGCCGCCAUGAACGCGGGCGGCGGGGGGGCGGCGCCCGCCUUCCCCGGCCCCGUGCAGUUUCCCGGAGGCACCACGGUGCUGGUGGAGCUCACCCCGGACAUCCACAUCUGCGGCAUCUGCAAGCAGCAGUUCAAUAACCUCGAUGCCUUCGUGGCCCACAAGCAGAGCGGCUGCCAGCUCACCAGCGCCGCGGCCGGGGCCACCAGUACGGUCCAGUUUGUGUCGGAGGAGACGGUGCCUUCGACACAGGCCCAGACCACCACCAGAACCAUCACUUCGGAAACACAAACCAUCACAGUUUCUGCCCCAGAGUUUGUUUUUGAGCAUGGCUAUCAAACAUACCUGCCUAGUGAGAGCAGCGAGCCUCCAACUGCUGCUGUUGUCUCAACACCACCAAAAGCACGCUCAAGGAAAUCCACUUCUUCACUUUCACAGAAGAAACUGAACUGCUGCUAUCCAGGUUGCCAGUUCAAGACUUCCUAUGGUAUGAAGGAUAUGGAACGUCAUCUGCGAACACACACAGGAGACAAGCCCCAUAAAUGUGAGGUUUGUAACAAAUGCUUCAGUCGUAAAGAUAAGCUGAAGAUGCAUAUGCGUUCUCAUACUGGGGUGAAACCUUACAAAUGUAAACACUGUGACUAUGCAGCUGCAGACAGCAGCAGUCUCAACAAGCACCAGCGCAUUCACUCCAAUGAACGUCCUUUUAAAUGCCAGAUCUGUCCUUAUGCAAGCCGCAACUCUAGCCAGCUCACUGUACAUCUCAGAUCACACACAGGAGAUGCUCCUUUCCAAUGUCAGAUGUGUCCUGCUAAAUUUAAAAUCAAUUCAGACUUGAAGAGGCACUUGCGUGUGCAUUCUGGUGAGAAACCUUACAAAUGUGAGUUCUGUGAGGUCCGCUGUGCCAUGAAGGGAAACUUGAAAUCGCACAUUCGUAUUAAGCACAGCAUGGAAAAUACUCUGAAGUGCCCAGAGUGUGAGUUUCAGUGUGGAAACAAAACAAGCCUUCGGCACCACAUAAGAACUCAUCAGCCUGAGCAGCCAGUGAAGUGCUCAGAGUGCAACUACUCUUGCUCCAAUAAGGCAGCUCUAAAGGUACAUGAGAGAAUUCACUGCAAGGAUCGUCCUUUCAAAUGUGAAUUCUGCAGCUUCGAUACCAAGCAGCGAAGCAACCUGACAACUCAUGUGAGGAAAGCUCAUGGAGACAAAGUCAAGACCAAGAAGCAAACCGUGGAGAAGAAAGAAGGAGAUAGGCCCAAACAGGGUGGCUCCAGGCAAGUUGCCAAAUUGGAUGCCAAGAAAGCAUUUAAGUGUGACCUGUGUGAGGCUUCCUUUGUCCGAGAAGAUUCUCUUAGAAGUCAUAAGAAGCAGCAUAGUAUGUAUAAUGGGACUAAGAAUAAUGAACUAGCUGUUCUGCAGCUUCAGAUGGAUCCCAGUCGGCAGACCAGUGCCCCAAUUACUGUCAGUCACCUCCAAGUCCCACUUCAGGCUGCUCAGGUUUCUCCAUACAAUGAGGGAAGGGUCAAGAUCAUUGUGGGUCACCAGGUCCCUCAGGCAAACAGUAUAGUUCAGGCAGCGUCGGUGAAUGUCGUGCCUCCCACAUUAGUUGGCCAGAAUCAGGAAGACCUCUCGGCCAAUAGCCGGUUGCAGCUGCUGGGCCAAGUCAGUUUGCUGGCGCCGCCUCCGCCUCCCAUAUCUCAAAGUGAAGCAGGGUCUGUGGCACAACCAGCAGUUCUUCUCACAACUCAUGACCAAAGCGAUGGAAGUGCAUUACACCAAACUCUGAUUCCUGCUGCUCCUGUCGGCAGUCAUGAGGCUUCAGCAAACCAAGCUUUCAUCACCAGCUCUGGAAUCAGCUGUUCUGACUUAGAAGGCCUUAAUGCUUUAAUACAAGAAGGAGCCACAGAGGUGACUGUGGUUAGUGAUGGAGGUCAGAGUAUCACUGUGUCCACUUCAGCUCCCCCUCCUCCUAUCUUUUCCUCAUCCUCUCACACAGAAGCCCCUAAGCAGACCUAUUCGAUCAUUCAAAGUGGAGCCCAUACAGCUUUGCUAUGUCCAGCAGACUCCAUACCAGAUUAGUCACAGAGUACUAUUCCCAAACAAAUUUCUGCAGCAAUGCUGAAGUCAGUAAAACCACAUAGGACAUAAGCAAAUGCAGAAUUUGUCCUAUAAAGCCAAAUAUCUUCCACAUACAUGUUUUACCUGUCUAUACAUGGAAACAUACAACUUGUAUGUGGGAAAAGAGGAUGUGUAUAUGUAUGUGCCUCUAUUAAAAUCAGAGGCUGUGUUCUUUGUAAAAUCUGAGUAUCCAAACAACUGUUUAUAAUUUCACCUAGCAGUAAGCUUCCCAGAAUAUGAUUCUUGUAUUGUAUUUGAUCAGUUAAGAAAACAUCACCUUCUGAUAAAUGAUCAUCACAGCAAACUCAUUUUUUCAUGCACACACAAAAAGAUAAUAGUCCAAGCCAUUCUAAAGUGUAUUUUUAAGCAAUGCUAGUGGUGGUUUGAUGCUAUGCUGUGGAUGCAUCUGCUGGACCUGGCUGAUAGUUAACCUUUUAGAAAUACCCAGUAGCCAGGUCUAAUGCAGGCAUAGUAAAGGUUAUGGGACUUAUUCCUUAGCAUUGGUAGAAGUUGAUAGCACCUGACAAUCUGGAGAUGCUUAGGCAGAAGCAGACCAGGUGAUUGUUUUUAGAAGACAAAAAUAUUUUGUCCCUCCAUCACUAAUAACUACCUUUUUCUGUUAGCAAGAACACUGUUGCAAAUCAUGUAUAUGGCACAGUGAUCUGUCAGAGUCGCCUUUGUUUUAAAGAACAGAACAACUACAAAUAUAUUUUUUACAAACAUGGUACUUAAAUUUUUGUUUUUAUUUUGAUGUUGCCUUCAUACUUGUUUAUGGUUGCAUGGGUGGAAAAAGUGCAUUGUAUUUUUGGUUCUGUUCUUUUUCAAAUUAAAAGGGGAAAAAGAAAAGAUUGAACUCAUGCCAGUAAAACUGAAAAUCAGUAGAUUCUAUUCUGAGGAUCCAAACUAGAAUAAAUUCAGGUUAGAUCCCAGCAAGACAGUAGUUGCUGUUAAAUGAUGUACAUUUGUAUAAUGAGUGAAUAUGUGAAUUUUGGGAUGUAUUUUGAACUAUACAAUAUCAUAACGUGGUCUGAUGAGCACUCUUGCAAUGGUAGCUAAUAUCUUCAUUAAGAAAUUAACUAGUUAAAGAACAGACUCCUAACUUGGGAAAGUGGACAGCUCUAUCUUGUAGCAGCCUGGAUCUGCAAAAGUGAGAGAUCAUUUCACAGCCAGACAGCAUCCUAAGGACAAUUGUUAACAUACGUGAAGACUGAAAAGAGUGUGUUAUCGAAACCAACUCAGAGGUUCCCCUUGGGGAAUCUAAGUCAAGUUAGAUUUCACAGUUUUUGCUAGUGGGAGACAUUGAAUGAUUGCUUUCUGUUCUAGAAAUAUGCUUGGAGAACUUGUAAAGAUGAUUAUGUAAUUAGGGCCAGUUUCUGAAUAGGCCUCUUGUGUUUGAAUCUUUUAGCCUGUACAGUCUUUAUUUGGCAUGUGUAGGGUUGCCCCCCCACAUGUCUUUCCUCUAUAUGGUACAGUUUCUAUUUACAGGGUAAGGCUUCCUGCUUUACAAAGACAGAUAGGAAAAUGCAAACUAAGUCACAAGUGCAGUCAUACAGGUUGUUCCUGAAAAUGUGGCCUUUGUUUUUUUGUCAAAAGAAAGGUGGUUUAAACUUGAA
Dromaius novaehollandiae (emu) is the source of this 3844-nucleotide messenger RNA. RefSeq names its product ZFP64 zinc finger protein (gene ZFP64). Gene Ontology annotation, biological process: positive regulation of transcription by RNA polymerase II. Bases 123 to 2192 code for a protein of 689 amino acids. The transcript is spliced from 6 exons. The record is from RefSeq and is a predicted model, not a curated record. NCBI's taxonomy places the organism in Eukaryota, Metazoa, Chordata, Aves, Casuariiformes, Dromaiidae. Gene Ontology annotation, cellular component: nucleus.